AGCAGCCGCUCUGCUCGCUGCGCGCAGCCGCAUCUCACAGCAGGAAUUUGGGGAGUGGAAAUACCGCCGUUGCUUUCGAGACUCGCCUCAUAUAUCUCUGACAUUUCAGCUGCGGCGGUCGCUGCGAGCGGAGAAACGCGGAGAAACGGCGGAAGACUGGACCGAGAAGAGGACACGCUUUUCACUCACCAUCGAUCAACUAUCAUUUUUGCAUCUCUCCCCAUUUUUUUUCCUGAUCUUGGAAUUGAUACUUGUUCCUCCAGGGUGUCCUAAGUCAAAGAUUUGAGUAGGAAUCCAGGGCGCACAGCUGCCACUUUUGCCCCAGUCGGAUUUUUUUUUUCUUUCAGAUUUUUUAUUUUGCAUUUGGAUUAUUAUCUUUUUUUUAUUUUUUUAUUUUUUUUUUAAUUCCAAGAGAUGGCAAGUUGUUCCCCGCCAGAUCUCUGGUGCUGACGCUCACAGGAUGCUGGGGACCUUACAACCACCAGAUCUCUUACUUUGAGACAAAUAUCGGUCAUUUCUCUGGACGUAAACUCCUUGGACGUUUCCCACAUUUUUUUGUCUGCGUCUUUUCUCCUUUUUAUGUGAAAGAAUAUCGGUCUCGUGCCAUCUAUUGAGGAUGCGUAGUGGAUUGCUUUUGCUUCUUCUCGCCCAAGUCAUCUUGGUGUCGCCGUUGACACAGACUGAUAAAUGCGGGGGGAACAUAGAGAUCCAUGCUGCGGACUACCUGACCUCCCCGGGUUACCCCGGAGCCUACCCGUCCUCCCAGCAGUGCGUGUGGGUCAUCACCGCCCCCGAGCAGGGCCAGAAGAUCCUCAUCAACUUCAACCCGCAUUUUGAUCUGGAGGACAGAGACUGCAAGUAUGACUAUGUGGAAGUUUACAACGGCGGGGAUGAGCUGUCGCCCAUGCUGGGGAAGUUCUGUGGGAAAAUCGCUCCGUCUCCGAUCAUCUCCAGCGGUACCCAGCUCCUCAUCAAGUUCGUCUCCGACUACGAGACGCACGGGGCGGGAUUCUCCGUCCGCUACGAGGUCUUCAAGACAGGUCCAGAGUGUUCCAGGAACUUCACGGCUCCCAGGGGCGUCAUCAAGACGCCGGGCUUCCCCGACAAGUACCCCAACAACCUGGAAUGCACCUUCAUGAUCUUCGCCCCCAAGAUGUCGGAGAUCAUGGUGGAGUUCGACAGCUUCGACAUGGAGCCCGACACCACGCCGCCGCCGGGCGCCCUCUGCCGCUACGACUGGCUGGAGAUCUGGGACGGCUAUCCUGCAGUGGGUCCCCACAUCGGCAGAUACUGCGGCCACACGUCCCCGGGCCGGGUGAUCUCCUACACCGGCAUCCUGUCCAUGACCAUCACCACUGACAACGCCAUCGCCAGGGAGGGGUUCUCCGCUAACUACACCAUCCGCGAGAGGAGCCUCCCCCUGGGAUACGAGGACGAGGAUUUCGCGUGCAUGGAGCCGCUGGGCAUGGAGUCGGGGGAAAUUUCUUCAGACCAGAUCACGGCCUCCUCCCAGUACAACUCCAACUGGUCCCCCGAGCGCUCCCGCCUCAACUACCAGGAGAACGGCUGGACGCCGUCAGACGACACCGUGAGGGAGUGGAUACAGGUGGAUCUGGGGUUCCUCCGGUUCGUCACAGCCAUCGGGACGCAGGGUGCCAUCUCAAAAGAGACCAGGAAGCACUACUAUGUCCGCUCUUACAAAGUGGACCUGAGCUCCAACGGGGAGGACUGGGUCACGGUGAAGGAGGGCUCCAAGCAGAAGAUCUUUCAGGGGAACUACAACCCAACAAACGAGGUCCGCGCCUUCCUCCCCAAACAGACCCUGACUCGCUACAUCCGUAUCCGGCCCAUGAACUGGGAGCAAGGCAUCUGUAUGCGCUUCGAGAUCUACGGCUGCAGGACGUCAGACUACCCGUGUUCGGGGAUGCUGGGGAUGGUGUCGGGCCAGGUCUCGGACGCUCAGAUCAGCGCGUCGUCCUACGCCGACCGAGGCUGGGUGGCUGAGAACGCCCGCCUGCUGACGGGCAGGUCGGGCUGGACGGGGCAGCAAACCAAGCAGCCCUUCAGGAACGAGUGGCUACAGGUGGAUCUGGGCCAGGAGAAGAUGCUGAGCGGUGUGGUCAUCCAAGGGGGGAAGCACCGCGAUCGUAACGUCUUCAUGAAGAGGUUCAAGCUGGGUCACAGCAUGGACGGAGAGGACUGGACCGUAAUCAAGGAGGAAAACACGACCAAGACCAAGGUCUUCAUCGGGAAUCAGAACCACGAAACCCCCGAGCUGAGAACGGUCGGCCCGCUCCUGACCCGCUUCGUCAGGAUCUACCCGGAGAGAGCCACCAACGAGGGCGUGGGUCUCCGUCUGGAGCUGCUGGGGUGUGAACUGGACGAAAUAACCACCACGGGGCUUCCCACCACCCCGCUCGCCUCCACCCUCCCCAUGACCACGUUUGGUGCGACCACCACGGCGCCGACCACGGUCCCCGCCACCACACCGAGCACGGACUGCGAGGACGGUCGAGCGGACUGCGACGGUGAAACAGACGCACCUGAAGACUACGACCCGGAGACCGCCUAUCUGUGGUUCGCCUGCAACUUCGACUUCUUGUCGUUCUGCGGCUGGAGCAGAGAGAGCGGCUCGGGAGCCGAUUGGGUCAUCCAGGCCAGCGGGGCUCCUGCCGUCCACAAAGGACCGACCCUGGACCACACAGGCGGAUUAGGGAACUUCAUCUACAUGCAGCUGACCGACGCAGACGCUCCGAGCAAAACCGGCCAAGACAAAGACGAGGAUGAGAAGGUGGCCAGGCUGGUCAGCCUGCCCAUCACCACACCCGACACCACCCUGUGCAUGUCCUUCUGGUACCACAUGUUCGGCGAGCACGCAGGCUCGCUUCACAUCAAGCACAGGAGGGAGGCUGAGGAGGAGCAGAUCCUGUGGAUGAUCAGUGGUCACCAGGGCAACCGCUGGAGGGAGGCGCGUGUUUUACUGCCACGCUCCAACCUCUCCUAUCAGGUGGUGGUGGAAGCUGUCGCAGACAGACGCAGCACAGGCCACGUCGCCGUGGACAACAUCAAGAUCAAGGACGGGCUCAACGCCGAGGACUGCAGGGAUCCUAAACCUCCCACGUCUCCUCCGACUGAUAUCUUUAUGCUGCCUAUAGACUCUCUGCCGCAGGAGACUGGGGACCUGGGCGGCCCGGGCAACAUGCUGAAGACCCUGGACCCCAUCCUCAUCACCAUCAUCGCCAUGUCUGCGCUGGGCGUCUUCCUGGGCGCCAUCUGCGGCGUCGUCCUGUACUGCGCCUGCUCGCAGGGCAGCAUGACCGACAGGAACUUAUCCGCCCUGGAAAACUAUAACUUUGAGCUGGUGGACGGAGUGAAGCUAAAGAAGGACAAGAUGAACGGACAGACCAAUAACUACUCCGAGGCGUGAGGAGGAGACGCGGGAACGGGGCUCCGAUCGCUCCACGGAUGGACUUGUCGACGCAGCCAAUCAGGAGGGAGAGAGAAACAGGGGGCUGAAGCCACUAACGGGACGGCAGGGUGGGCUGACAGUGAGCCGAAGUAAUUUUAUUUCUCAGGAGCUGCAGUGGAAGGGACUGACCUGUAGGGGGCACUGUGUAUAAAGAAAAUGUACAGGAAAAAAAAAAAAGGAAAAGAACAAAAAAAAACUAAGGAUUCUCUUCGUUUCUCGACGUGCUUUGUUGAUUUCAUGUAAUCACAUGCUGGUGUUGAGACCAAUUCAGAGGAAAAUAUCGUUCGUGUACUUAAUUGGAAGAAUUUGACUUUUUGUUUGUUGUUUUUUUUGUCUUUUGUUUCAGAUGCAAUUGCUUAACAGGACGAACAAAGUAUGUGAAUUUUGACAUAUAGCUCAUUAGCUGGUUAUAUGUCCCACAGAGGGUGUGACACACUCGUACAUCUCCAUCUAAGGUGUGCGUGUGCAUUACGCUUAUGUUUAUCUGCAUACCUGAAGUGCAGGCAUGUGUGUGUGUGUGUGUGUAUGUGUAUGUGUAUGUGUGUGUGUGCGUGUGCGUAUGUGUGUGUGCGUGUGCGUGCCUGUGUGUGUUUGUGUGCAGCAGGCGCCGUCCAGGCCCGCGACCCUGCGUCCAGCUCCAACAGUGCCUUUUCUUUCCUCCAGUAUGUUUUUUGUUUUUUUCUGUUGCCUUUUUUUCUUUUCUUUUCUCUGCCAGUUGUUUUCCCGUCAGCUGGCAUCUUGUCCGGCAUUCUGACACAGAAACAAAUUCCAGACUGUGAUCAUAAAACUACACGUUUUUAUCGCUGUUGUGUGCCGUCACUUAGCUCGCCACGCGUGUCGGUUGUGGGUCUGUACGUUUUCAUGCUUUGUUGGCGGUCGUACCGACUCGGACUAAACUGUUUUAAUUCAGAGAUGAGAUUUAGUUUCCUGGAGAACUGAAGAAAACUAUGGGAUUUUCCAAACGAGAAAAUAUGUGGGAGCUCUGAAAGCCUCAUUUUCAUGGCACAUGACACAUCCUACAGAUUGUACAUAGGUUUUAAUAUAUUGAGCGCCAUUUUCUAUAUAAAAAAGGAAAAAAAAAGACACCAGUGCUGCAGUAUCCUUUCUGGGCAGGAAUCAAACUGGCGGUUGCUGUUCAGAUGACCAGAGAAACACAGGGUGCCGCUUCGGUUGCAAACGUAACCUGGAUGCGAAGAGCAUUUCUUUUCUAAACAGGGUAAAACAGACAACCUCAGCACCAGGACGACGUUGACAAAAGGUCAAGGAGGAGUCAGUCAUGAUCGCAAUCGUGGAUCGAUGCCCUUCACUGGCAGACGACGUGAUUGUUAAACCUUCGGUGCGUCCGGGAGUCAUGAGAAGGACUUCAGGCAUCUUUUAUUGGGCUCGCAGGAUGUGGAUGGGUCAGAUUGUAACUCUCUGGACUGAUAAACCGUGCAUCUGUGUUUGCUGGGAAGCUGCUGCACUCUCUCUGGUGCACUCAUGCUGACUAUCAGGGGGGAAAUGCUGGAAAAGUCUGCAGAGCUAAAUCAAGUUCAUCGGUCCCAACAGACGCUCGCUGCAGAAGCACUGAUGUUUCACACCGUUUUCACCCCACAGGUCCCUCUGUUUGACUUUUUUUGUUCACCAAGAUCUACAAACAUGACAGUUCAGUUUGACUGUUAUAGUCAAUGUAAAAUCCGUCCAUCCAUUUAUGCAUCCAUCCAUCAUCUGGACCUGCUUCUUCUGAUUCAGGGUGCCAGGGAUCUGCUGGAAUCUGCCCCCACUCUCUUCGGGUGAGAGGUUGGGAUACACCCUGGACAGCUAGCCAGUCCAUCACUGGGCUGCAUGAAGAGAAUAAACGAAAAAGUGAAUUUGAAAUAUUAACUUGAAAUAUUAACUUGCAGAGCAAUCCCUGUUUUAACACAUCUUCUGUUCUUCUUUUCAAGUUGCUUCCUGACUUGCAUUUAACGCCCAUUUUCUGAACCGUCCCUGUUAAUCUAGAAGGCACUUUCUCUUUCCUGUCAAUAUCAAACAAUUUAGGCAUUCGGGGGGUUUGAAGGGGGUGAAACUUAACAAAUCCUGCCUAUUUCUCUGACCAAAAUAUGUCAAAAUGAACAGGUCAUGUGCAAUACUGCAAAUGACUUAGUGCAGGGGUCACCAACCCUGGUCCUCGAGGGCCGGUGUCCCUGCAGGUUUUAGAUGUUUCCCUGCUUCAUUGCACCAUGAUACAAGUGACUGUGUCAUCAACAGAACUAUCCAGACUUUGAUGACAAGCUGGUGACGAUGAUUAAUUAGAAUCAGGUGUGUUAAAGCAGGGAAACAUCUAAAACAUGCAGGACACCGGCCCUCGAGGACCAGGGUUGAUGACCCCUGACUUAGUGGAUUUUAUCUUGCAAAUUAUGUCACCCUUUAUUUUUUAAAGAAAAAAAGGUUAUUUAAUGUUUGUUUUUGCCUUUUCUGAGAUAAGUUGUUCAGCAAGGCAGCCCAAAACCGGUUUUUAGUGUAAAGUUCCUGAAGACAUCUCAUUAUUUUGUUUCUUUUUGUGGCCAAAUGGCUGGUUUUGUUCACACUUCUUCCCCCCGAGGUCACAGCGGUGUCUCGCAGGCAUGAAAACAGUAGUUUAUAACACCACCUGCUGUUUGCUUAACCUAAUUUACUCUAAAUGAAUUAAAGCAAACAAGCUGAUGACUUGUGAGCAUAACAUCCUUUUCAUACUUCAUCCUCCUUUCAUUGAAGCAACUCCAUGAGCUCUUCAGCCAUGAUGUGGGUAUGAUAUCAUGCCGCCUGCGCCUGAUGUCAAACCUGAUGCAGCGUCAUGUUGGAUCAUACAAUUCAAAGUAUAAAAACACUAUUCAAGCAGCCCAGUUCAUGACUGUUUCCUUUAAAGAACCCCCCCCUUCAUUUUCUGCAUGUUCAUCAUAUAUAAUCAGACAAGUUCGUCGGUAUCUAGAUGUGUCUCUGAUGUUUGAGCCAGAUCUUAAUUCAGCUCUUUCCUCUUUGAAGAAGAAAAGAUGCUGCAGCACUCAACGUGAAAACUAAUGUUGCACUGAUAUAUUUAAAAAAAAUGUGUUUAUGAUGCUGAUUUAUGAAAAGAGAGGAGGAAGGAGAGAGAGAGAGGAGAGGAUAGUGUUAUUGUUGUUUCUUUUUAUUACAGUUUCAGAUGGCAAUGUUAUAAUUCUGAAAUGUAAAAUUUACAUGAGAUGUUUUUCAUUCUUGGAAAAGCUUAUAUGCGUAACAGUUUUAUUUACUUGGUAUAAUAUCACCUUGUGUUUUUGUACCGUCACUGAUGUGUGUGCCAUUGUUUCAUUUUUUUUUUCUUUGUAUGACAAGAAAAGAUGUUUUAUUUUCAGUACUGUUUCCGUAAUUUUGCUGUCUGAAAAAAAGAAAAAAGAAAAAAAAAACAAAGUAAAAAGAAUUAGAACGCAGUGAGGCCUUAUGUGACUAAAAGUAUUGUUUGUACAUUGACUUUCUGGUCAGCACCCAGACUCAUCCGUCUCUGUUGUCUCAGACUCAUCACUGACUAUUACAUUCCAAAGAAUUGGAUCAAAUAAAUGUUUUAAGUAAAA
Molecule: messenger RNA, 7014 nt
Organism: Cololabis saira (Pacific saury)
Lineage: Eukaryota; Metazoa; Chordata; Actinopteri; Beloniformes; Belonidae
Product: neuropilin-1a-like
Exons: 17
Coding region: 617-3427 (936 amino acids)
Biological process (GO): vascular endothelial growth factor signaling pathway; angiogenesis; axon guidance
Cellular component (GO): membrane
Molecular function (GO): vascular endothelial growth factor receptor activity; semaphorin receptor activity
Source: RefSeq, a predicted model, not a curated record